AUGGCGCCCAAGCUCGCCGGCACCUACGGGCGCGGCGGCGCACUUCGCCAUGUGGAGGAUCUUCGAGCCGAGGGCCUGGGUGAGGCAGCACUGCGACAGCGCCUGCGCGAUGAGGGUUACGCUGCCCCUCGCAUCUCCCAAUUGCUGAAAGGUACCCGCCCGACCGCGCCUGUCGCUGCGCCGCGCGCUCGCCCUGCCGCUGCACUUGCGCCAGAGGCCGUGGAGCCUACUGUCGAUGUGGAGUUGGUCGAGCUGGGGAUCCAGGAGGACGAUGCCGUGACGGAGUCUCUUGAUCAAGCGGAAUUCGAGUGGCACGUUGACCAUGCCAUGGAGGCGGUUGGGCCUCACGAUGACGCAUCGUCGGAGGAGGGCGAUGUUGGCACUCUGCUUAAUGACGAGCGAGUUUUGAGCUCCGGUGACUCGGAGUCAGGGCAACCCGGGCCGGCGCAGCCUUCGGCGCAGCCUUCGGCGCAGCCUGCGCUGCCCCCAGCGUCUGCUGUUCGAGCCCCUGGCCGCACUCACGUGGGCCCCCCGCUGAGAAAGCCAGCCCGUGGCCCGUGGCCGAAUGAGCAGUGCCCUGGCCUGCCCGGAUCUCCUUGCACUUUCCACGCGGCUGCCACUGGCCGGCCGGCUCGCAUCCACCGAGAUCGCGGCGAGACGCAUUGUCUACUCUGCGACGGGGGCAAGUGCCGGGCAACAGGAAAGGACGUCUUGGCGAAUGUGCUGGAAAAGUUUCGGGACAAGAACUUGACGGUUCACGGCGCGGCGUUGGAGCGACUGCGCCAGCACCUGGGCCAGUCCGAGCUCGCUGCCCUCCAAGAUCCUUGGGCAGCCUGUCUGCAGGAGCGCAAGUCAGUCGGCAGCAUCCUCAAGCCCAAGGCACGCGAGCACUACGCAGCCGAGGUGAAGCGCGAUCGCAGGGUGGCUCGGCGCAAGGUCUUCUUCCCGGAGAAGAUGCGAGCCCGCGCCACAGAAGCCGAGGAAGCGGCAGAGAUGGAGCACGUGAAAGCUGUAGGGCACGUGGAAGACCUGGCGGCGAACGACACAGGCCUGCCUUCACCGAAGUGCUCCAUUCCGCGCCUUGUGGAAGCGUGGUGCAAGCAAGGGUCCUGGGGGGUGUGUGAAAAGUGCCACAGCCUGUGCCCCCGACCCCUUCGGCCUAUGGACGCACGGCGCAUAGCGAAGCCCGUCAUCCCCAGCGCACAGUGCACCGCCUGCCAGAAGGGCGAGCACGUUCCGCAGCCCGAGGACGUGCCGCCGCCGCUCCGUGGCCUCAAGCCGAAGGUCCUCGAAGCUCUCCGACCCCUCGAAAUCGACACGGGGGUCGCCGACCGGGCGCCAUUCGGCUAUCGUGUGCACACUGCGAUGAUCUGCUUUGCCUGGGAGCCGGUCUCCGUGGAGUACAAGAUCGCUCACCUGGAGAAGCGCAAGGACCGGCGCGCAGCCGAAGCGGCCUAUCUCCACCUCAUGGGCUCGACGGUCAGUGCCUACAGGACCUUCAUCGAGCGGCACGAAGACUUCCUCAAGAAGCACGGCGACCACGCAGACCGCAAGCUCCGCAAGCGUCCCUUGCGGUUUUUGGAGGAGGAAGGCUUGGAGUGUUGCCUGUGGCCCCAUCUCUACCAUCACAAGAACCUUUGCGAGACCGUGGCCCGGGCAACCCACGAGACGCGGCAGCAGCGAGGCCACAAGCGACGCGCGGAAGACAGCAACGAUGAUGAGGACGCAGAGACUGAGGGCGAGCGGGACGUCGAGGGCGUCGGCGACGCCGUUGCCGGCAGCAAGAUGGGCCGCAUCAAGCGAGGCUUCAUCCGGAAGGUGCUGUCCCCUGUGAUCGGUUUCGGCGCCGACUACCAGCUGCUGCACUUCGUGUACGACCUCAGCAUGUGGACCACCAUUGGCACGAAGCGCAACAUUGCUGCGCGCACCGGCGUGCCCCUGCGGCUGCUUCUCAAGGGCUCGCCGUGGACGCCCCAGUAUUGGCGGGUCCGCCACCAAGCACUCGUGGACAUGCAGCGCCAGUGCGGAAAUGCCACCCUCUUUCGCACGCGCCACCUCGCCGGCGCGGAGACGCUUCACAUGGCCCACAUCCUGAUGCAGUUGGACAAGGGCUACUUCUGCGGCGACUGGGCGAAGGCUGGGCGGGCGGACCGGAUUUGGAAGGAGCACCUUCUGGGGCCCCACGUGCCCAACAGCACCAACACCGUUGUGGCUCACGCAACGCGCCUUGAGUUUCAGGAUGGCAAGCGCAAGCGGGGCACCCAGCGCUACCACGGGCGUGGAACCACUCACAGUCACUCCUUGGACUUCCUCACGAACAUCGCAGACAUCGGCUUAGAAACCAAAGUGCAGGCCACGAUCCCACCCAAGGACACGGAGCCUUUGCUGCACGGUCUCGUGAUGGACUCCCAAUGUGACUACAGAGACUCCAAGCUGCCGGUACGCGAGGCACCGUCCACCUGGGACCCCGACGCGAAGAAGGUACUGCUUCACCACUCCACUGACGACAAAGAGGCGAAGAUCCGGGCUUACUUCAAGGACACCAUGGAGGUCACCAAAUGCCAUGAAGACGUUCAGCAGGGGGACGGGAACGGCGCGGUGCUCCGGUACGUGUCAACCUACAACAUGAAGUUCAGCAACUCCAUGGACUCCGACUGGCUCAACGGCGCCGCGUCCGACUACAGCACUGCAGCCGGGGUCCUGCGGCGCUACCAGCCCCUGGAGCCGGAAAUGUGGCUCACCCUGGCGCAGGAGCGCUUCCCGCAGGUCCAUCUCAGCGGCACCUUCGUGGACUACAUGGCCCCAAGCCUGGAUGUCGAAGAGAAGCCGCAGUACCUCCAGCAUUACGAGGGCUGCGCCUGGCGCCGGGAGGACAUGACGCUCCUGGAGUUCCUCCGCAAAAGCAACGCCAAGGGCGACCUCAUCCAUCACAUCUGCCAGAAGCACCAGGACAUGGUCCUGGAGGAGGUGCGAACUGCUGGCGUCCUAUACCGCCAGCACCGGGCGGAGCGGCGAGCCCGCGGCCGCGAGCCGCUCGCGUUGACGGAGUUCUUGGCCGACCGGGACUACAUUGGCCUUACCUCCUUGCAAAGCUUCGCCAAUGCCUACGAAUGCCGCGGCGAGAAGUUAGCGGCGGUCUCCACGCACUCGAUGCUGAACGACCGCUACUACGGUCAGUGGCUGGCACUCAAUCGCCCCUUUCGGCGCUUGGAGGAGUUCGCCGAGGCGGCCCCCGAGGUGGCAGAGCGCGUGCCCGAGAAGUACCGACACUUUGCACUGUGCAUGCACCAUGCCGCGGACUUCUGGGAGGACGAGAGUCUCGUCCGCGGCGCCAUGGAGCUGGAGGCCCGCAGCAACGCGUUCAUCGACACCAUCCUGCGGAAGAUCCGGGCGCAACAUCAUCUCGUGAAGCGGUACUUGACGGGCGCGAUCCCGGUGACCGAGGUCCUGAGCGCCGAGGAAUCCGAAGAGGGCAGCGCGGCGGCGGACGCGGGGAAGCGCGCAACAAAGCUCACUCACUCGCAGAAGCGCCUCGCUCGGGCCAUGCAGGAGCAGCUGCAGAACGCCUUACAGGCGGCCGAGGCGCGGGACGACGAGACCCUGGAGGCGUGCGUAACAGCCGCGGAGGCCAACAAGAUCCUCUUCGCCAACGGACCGCCCGGCACCGGGAAGACGCACGUGCUCCAUGAACAGAUUCGGCGGUGGAAGGCCAAAGGAGCCCGGGUCCUCUUCGCCCUGCCGACAGGGCAGCUGGCCUCGGAGAUGCGUGCGCUCCAUCCAGACGUGGACGUCGACACCAGCCACGGCGCCUUUCUUCUGCACAAAGAUCUCCAGGAAGCUGCUGCGAUCCUCACUCAAUACGACCUAGUGGUGGUGGACGAGGUUUCCAUGCUCACCGACAAGCAUUUCGAGCACAUCCUGGCCCUCUGGAAACACGCCGACCAGCUGCCGUGCCUCGUCCUCCUGGGUGACUUCUGGCAACUCCCCGUUGUGGAUCGGGACGCCGCGCGCUGCGAGCAAUCACCCGCUUGGACCGGCCACGUCCGGACCGUCGACUUCUACGAACAGGUGCGCUGCAAGUGCCCGGUCUUGCAGAAGAAGCUGGACAUUCUGCGGACGGCCGUCCCCAGCGUGAAGCAACUGAAGGACAUCCUCCGCGGGCACCGUGCGUGGAUGACCCGCGAGCCCACGGCCUACAACGUCCUGGAUCUGUUCCGACAGCACGAGAACACCACGGUGGUCACCUGCACCCGCCACGGCGCAGCCACCGUCAACGACCUGGCCGCCCAGGUGUUCUUCGAAGACCGGCACAAGCGCCCGCUCGGAUCGCUGCCUGUGGAUUAUGAAGCCAAUCCGGACAACUACACCUCCACGGGACGCCUCCGCAGCGGCAGGCUGGAGCCGGCUCGACGCGACGUCUACGCGGGCAUGCGCAUCUUCCUUACGCGCAACAUGUCCAAGGAGGAUGACUUCGUCAAUGGCAUGGCCGCCACCGUGGAGGGGUACGACGAGGUGGCCUGCUUUCCCAUCCGCCUGGGCUACGCCUCCACCGUACCCAAGGUCCAGGGGAUGACGCUCCCGCACGUGACCCUUUGGUUGGACCGCGCCGGUUGUCGGGCAGCUGCAUAUGUGGCUCUCUCCCGCGUCGAAAGGGACGAGAACUAUCUCAUCGCCGGCCUCGUCUGCCCCAAACAUUUCGUGCCUGCCCACUGA
This is a messenger RNA of Symbiodinium natans, 4713 nucleotides long. Lineage: Eukaryota; Dinophyceae; Suessiales; Symbiodiniaceae. The record is from the annotation of a GenBank genome assembly.